This is a messenger RNA of Morus notabilis, 501 nucleotides long. RefSeq names its product electron transfer flavoprotein subunit alpha, mitochondrial-like. Gene Ontology annotation, molecular function: flavin adenine dinucleotide binding; electron transfer activity. The annotation marks the transcript as partial. The transcript is spliced from 4 exons. Gene Ontology annotation, cellular component: mitochondrion. The record is from RefSeq and is a predicted model, not a curated record. NCBI's taxonomy places the organism in Eukaryota, Viridiplantae, Streptophyta, Magnoliopsida, Rosales, Moraceae.
AGCGCCGUGCUCAGAGCUCUCAGAAGAAGAAUUGGCCCUUCAUCAGCAUCUCAAAUUCUCUUUCUUUCCUCGACUUCUCGAUCAAUUAGCACAUUGGUUUUGGUUGAAAUAGAAGGCGGUAGUGUGAAACCCGCAUGCUUUAGUGCAGUGGAAGCUGCAAAAUCUUUGAGCAAAGAAAACUCGAUUUCGUUGCUAUUGGCUGGCUGUGGUUCUUCCUUACGGGAAGCUGCUAAAACUGCUGCUUCUUGUCAUCCUUCGGUUUCACAGGUGCUUGUGGCUGAUUCAGACGUGUUUACACAUCCUUUGGCGGAACCUUGGGCUAAAUUAGUCCAUUUGGCUCAGCAGAGUGGCGGCUACUCGCAUGUGGUUGCGUCAUCCAGUUCAUUCGGGAAGAACAUACUGCCACGGGCAGCUGCGCUUUUGGAUGUUUCCCCAAUUACUGAUGUGGUUGAAAUUUCUGAUUCUCAUCGAUUUGUCAGGCCAAUAUAUGCUGGAAAUGCA